Messenger RNA from Salvia hispanica, 904 nucleotides. Its product is annotated as transcription factor MYB30-like. NCBI's taxonomy places the organism in Eukaryota, Viridiplantae, Streptophyta, Magnoliopsida, Lamiales, Lamiaceae. The record is from RefSeq and is a predicted model, not a curated record.
AACUAAAACAAAACACACACACACACACACAUACACAAAGGGAAAACAAAGAACAAAAAAGAGAUGGUGAGGCCACCUUCUAUCGACCGCAAUGGAAUGAAGAAGGGUGCUUGGAGUCAAGACGAGGAUGAAAAGUUGAAGACUUACAUCGAGAAAUACGGCCACUGGAAUUGGAGAUUGCUCCCCAGAUACGCCGGCCUAAAGAGAUGUGGGAAGAGCUGCAGAUUGCGAUGGGUGAAUUACUUGAAACCGGGACUCAAGAGGGGAAAUUUCAGCGAGGAAGAACAACGGCUCGUUGUUGAAUUGCACGCGGAGCUCGGAAACAAGUGGUCUGCCAUCGCAGCAAAGCUGCCCGGCAGAACAGACAACGAGAUCAAGAACUUCUGGCACACACAUCUCGAGAAACGGCGCAAUCCAAAUCGCGCAUCCCAAAUCGCUACAAACCCUAUGAAUACAAACACAAUUUCUAUCAUAGAAAAAACAGAUUCCUCGGAAAUUACUUCCCUCUCAACGAAUUCAUCGCAAGACGAUCUUGAAUCGUUGUUGUCCAGUAUACUCGAGGCGGAUUUCGGAUCAUCCUAUGGAAGCUUCUGGAAUGAGCCCUCCAAUGCUUCGAAUUCGGAGAGUGAGAGUAGUAGUUAUAAUCUUGGAUAUGAUCCUCUACUUCAGUGUUUUGACUACGAGACGAGUCUCUUUUGGUAGCAGACGAGGAGCGAGGUUUACUCGGAGCGAAUUUUAAGGGACAGAGAGAAUAUGUAUGUUGUUGUGUAUAAAUAAUACUACUUGCAUACCAUAGUAUAUGGGAGUUUUGUAUGUCCAAUGUUACUAAGAGUUAUAAAUAAUCAAGUGAUUAUGAUGUUUAAUUGUAAUUGGAAAAAAAAUGAAAUUAAAUGAAAAUUUGGGA